This is a messenger RNA of Eimeria acervulina, 1083 nucleotides long. Its product is annotated as thioredoxin, putative. The transcript is spliced from 5 exons. The record is from RefSeq and is a predicted model, not a curated record. NCBI's taxonomy places the organism in Eukaryota, Apicomplexa, Conoidasida, Eucoccidiorida, Eimeriidae. Bases 1 to 1083 code for a protein of 360 amino acids.
AUGAAGCACGACAUUGGCGUAGUUACACAAGCAACAUGGAGCGGGAAGGUCCUUAAAUUCAGAGACACCACAGUCUUUUCUGUGUUGUUCUACCGGCCUUCAGACAAAGAAAGCAAAACACUCAUUGAUGGAGAAUACGACACAUUCGCAAAGAAGAUGAAAGGCAUCGUGCAAGGCCCCAAAGACGCGGAGGGUCUUAUCAAGGCGGUUCGCUCUUUGAUUCCUUCCAAUGUGAAGUCGGUAGCGAACCAGAAAGAGCUCGAUGCUCUAAUUGCUUCAACUGUUCAAAUGCCCAAGGCUCUCUUCUUCUCUGAUAAACUCACAAAGCCAUCGCUUCUUGUUAAGGCUCUCAGCAACGCAUUUAAGGACAAGUUGGCCUUUGUGCUCUUAAACAGAGACCAGUUCCCUGAGGCAGUGAAGAAGUAUAAGGUUUCUUCUUUCCCGCAUUUGGUGGUGGUGCGAAAAGAUAAAAAAGACGAAGUUUAUAAGGGGGCGUUUGAGUUUCAGAAAUUGUUUGACUGGCUAAAUGUUUUUUCAGAAACUUUCGUUAUGGGGGGAGGCUUCUCGGAUACGGCUCCCGCUGCAGAGUUCGAUCCUGAACUUCAGCCCUGGAAAGUUGAGUCUAUUCCUGAGUUGACGAAGCAGUCAAGCCAGGACGUGUGUUUCAAGAAGAGCAACAAGUUUGUUUGUGUGAUGUUGGCGAAGAGGGGCCGCGAGUUAGCACCAGAAGAGUUGGAGGUGAUGGAGUCUUUGAAAGAAGAUUAUGAAGGCCAUGAUGGCAAGGGCCCCGACUUUCGCUUUAUGUGGAUCGAUUUAGCCACAGAGAAAGAAUGGGCUGAGCUCUUUGAUAUCACAAACACUCCCAGUGUCGUCGCAAUCAACCCGCACAAGAAAGUUCGCUUCCUCAAACUAGAUGGAGACCUACCUGCCACGAAGCCCCAUAUCAGGAAGAUGCUCGAGAAGAUUUCCAGCGGGGACGCGCGCUUUAAGAUUGUGCCUCAAGCGAAAGUCCCAAAGUUUGUUGACAGAAAGGAUGCAAAGGAAGACGCCAAGAAGGCGGAAGCGAAGAAAGACGAGCUCUGA